AUGCGUGGGCAGAAUACGCAGGGACAACUUAUUAAAAUCCCUGUUCAGUAUAUCCCACCGGUGACGAAGUGGAAUUCUUUGAUUGAUGCAAAUCAAUAUGUUUUGUCAUUCGAAACUGUUACAACUAAUUUGUACCAUAGUACGAUUUCUACUUGCGAGCAACAAGCUUUUGAUGAUUAUCACGUUAAUAAUUGGUUAUCGCAUAAAUUCCUUGGAAAACAACUCGAUGGAAUGAAAAUCUUCGCGGAUAGAGUCUCUUCUUUACAGAAAAUGAAACAAGAUCAUCAAAGUUUAGGCGAAUAUCUCUAUGAUAUUGAGUUGUACUACAAUCUUCCUGACAGAGAUGAAGAUGAUUAUUAA
This is a messenger RNA of Dalotia coriaria, 360 nucleotides long. RefSeq names its product ferritin heavy chain-like. The record is from RefSeq and is a predicted model, not a curated record. Lineage: Eukaryota; Metazoa; Arthropoda; Insecta; Coleoptera; Staphylinidae. The coding region runs from base 1 to 360 and encodes 119 amino acids. The transcript has 2 exons.